CGGUACGACGAGAAGGUUAAGCGCUAGCUGCGCCACCGAUUGCAAACAGCACCAAACAAAUGUCGCCUCUAUAGAACAUGACGGAUUUGGUGAAGUUCCUUGAACAUUCUCUUGCUUUUGCUCUUCCACGUCGUUGUCGCGCAACUUGUACGCUCUCAUUGCGCUCCACGGGUUUUUUCUCUGUUCUUAUUGCACUUUGCUCUACGUCCUGUAUUUCGCUCAGCUGUUGGGCGCGUAAUCAUUGUCACUGUAUCCAUACCUAUCAUUGCAAAAGAUUUUCUGUUCUUCUGCUUGAGUCAGCGAAAACAUGCCUGAGGAAGAUUAUGAUAUCUACGGCGAAUACGAAGCUUAUGCUCCCGCAGGAGCCAACCAGGAUAUUGACGGACAGGAAUUCGACGCACAGGAAGAGCCAGUGGAGGCUAUAACGACUACAGUCGAACCCGCGACAGGUGAGAAACGGCCUCGAAGCGACGAGGAAGAGGAGGAAGCGAAGCCGUCACCCACGCAACACUCGCCUCCAGCUCCUCACGCCCAGUCAAUCCAGCAAGGGCAGGUUAGGACCGAAGGUAUCACGCAUGGCAUGAACGGUAACUACAACCCUGUUGUGCAAAACGGUGGUCAGAUGGGAGGCGGGAUGGACCCGGCGAUGAUGGGCUAUGAUGCACUGUAUAUUGGUGAUCUGCAAUGGUGGACAACGGAUGAGGACCUGCGUCAAGUCGCUCUUAAUGUCGGCGUGUCAAUCGAUCACCGCGAUAUCACCUUUUCUGAGCAUAAGGUGAACGGCAAGAGUAAAGGUAUUGCCUACGUGGAGUUCAGUAGUUUCGAGAACGCCAACGCCGUCAAAACAUGGUUCGAUAAUACCGACUUUCAAAAUCGACGUGCUACAGCAACUCUGACAAGUUCGUCACAAGGGAAUCCAUUCCGCACGCUCCCAAAAGAACCACCACCACGGGAUGCCCGAAGCACCCAACAAGGAACCCCCGUAUCCACAUCAGGGACAAGCAUGGGCCGCGGCUCGGCAGGCGGCUUCCGCGGUAAUGCUUCCAACCAGAUGGGGGGAGGCAUGAUGGGCGCACAAGGUCGCGGGGGUGGUAUGACGAGUAACAUGAUGCGCGGCGGCAUGCCCACAAUGAUGGGUAACAUGGGCAUGGGCAUGGGCGGCAUGAACAUGAUGGGAAUGGGUAACAUGGGGAACAUGGGCAUGGGCAUAGGCGGCUUCGGCGGGCGCGGCAACAUGGUUCCCCAGGGACCCAGAGGUGGUGGUAUGAUGGUGGGCGGACGUGGCGGCAUGGGAGGAAUGGGUAUGGGAAUGAUGGGAGGACGCGGCGGCUUCGGCAUGCAAGGUCACUUCAACCCAGCGUUUAUACAAGGCCAGCAAGGCGGUCAGUUUGGUGGCGGCGGCUCAGACAGGAAGCGAUUCCGAGCGGACGACAAUUGAUCUUGCAUCAAGACAAAACACCCAUGGAUCGACGUAUCUAAGUAUUUAUUUAUUUAUUUCUAUCCAUCCUCCACUCCUUCGUAUCGUGCGCUCAGCAUUUUAACUUGUUGAUAUUUACUGUCUCGUCACUGUUGACAUUGCUGAUGUUCAAUAACCUAUCCUUGUAAUAUUGAUACGUGUGUCGUCUAUUCUCUGUUGCGGAUCGGUUCCA
Molecule: messenger RNA, 1649 nt
Organism: Suillus clintonianus
Lineage: Eukaryota; Fungi; Basidiomycota; Agaricomycetes; Boletales; Suillaceae
Exons: 8
Coding region: 308-1438 (376 amino acids)
Biological process (GO): mRNA alternative polyadenylation
Cellular component (GO): mRNA cleavage and polyadenylation specificity factor complex
Molecular function (GO): mRNA binding
Source: RefSeq, a predicted model, not a curated record